GCGGGACCCCGAGGGGCGGGUCACCGCGGGCUGCUACCGUAUUUGCGGAAGCCGCGCGGUCCUCGCCUGGAGCGGAGUGCCGCGGCUUAAUUACGUGUUUACCCAGGGUGGCGGCAAGGGUCAUUGGGGGCGCUGCGGGCGCGGGGGGUGGGUUGCAUCGGUCUCCCCAGGAGCCGAGGCUGCAGUGGGGCAGGAGGGGCUGCAGCUGGGUGGUGGCCUAGGCGUCUUCUCGGGGGCGGGGCUGCGACGCACGGGGGACCGUGUAGCUGCAGGUCGCUGCGGCCGCAGGAGUUGGCGCGGCUAUGCGCAGGGUGUCUGUGGGGUGCGGGGAGAGCUCUGGAUUCGUGCAGCUGCUCUGCAAUCGCAGGGUUGCGGGAGGCUCCGGUCUUUAUGGGGGCGGGGAGCAGGGGCUCGGGAGUCGCUGCGGGAGCCGCACUGUGUUUGCGUCGCACAGCGCGGACUCUAGAGGAAAGCGCCGCCGCUGGAGACCCUGGGAGGAGCUGGGGCGCAGCUUGGGCUGUGAGUGUGGCCCGAAGGGAGAACUUGAGGGAAGGACGGGGCCGUGGCCUUGGGCCUCCGGGGAAGGGGGGCCCUCAGUCGGGGGGUACAGAGAGGAGAGACGACAGGCCGCCCAGCCAGGGCCAGGCCGAGGUCGACGGAGGGACGGUCAUGGUCCAUCUUUGCAAAUGUCAGCGCAGCUGCCUGGGGAAAGGCUUGUGGGUGGGGUCCGUGGCCAGGGUACUUGUCCUUUACCCAGGCUGACCGAGCACCUGUUCCCCUUGGCUUGAAGGUCAGGGAAGACACACGGCGUGUCUGUGAGAGCUCACUCUGCAGGGGCUCGUGAUUACAGCUGAAAGUCCCCAUGACCGAGCUGGUGGCCUCCGAGGACGGAUCCCCUGUGGGGGACGGGGAGGAGGGUCUGGGAGACGAACGAGGCCUGGUCAUCCACCACCCCGCGGAGGAGCAGCCUUACCGCUGUCCACUGUGUGGCCAGACCUUCUCUCAGCAGCCCAGCCUGGUGCGGCACCAGAAGGCGCACGCCGGGGUCGGGCGCACGGCCGCCUUCGUGUGCCCAGAGUGCGGCAAGGCCUUCAGCGUCAAGCACAACCUGGAGGUGCACCAGCGCACGCACACCGGCGAGCGGCCCUUCCCCUGCCCCGAGUGCGGCCGCUGCUUCAGCCUCAAGCAGAACCUGCUCACACACCAGCGCAUCCACAGCGGCGAGAAGCCGCACCAGUGCGCGCAGUGUGGCCGCUGUUUCCGCGAGCCUCGCUUCUUGCUCAACCACCAGCGCACUCACGCGCGCAUGCCAGUGCCGCACCCGCGCCGCCCCGGCGUCUUCGGGGAGCGCCGCCCCUACUUCUGCCCGCGCUGUGGCAAGAGCUUUGCACGCGAGGGCUCGCUCAAGACCCACCAGCGCAGCCACGGCCACGGGCCCGAGGGCCAGGAGGCCCAUUUAGGCCGAGUACUAUGAUGGACGCGCCAUCUGUCACCAUAGGCCGCCUCUGGAACCCGAUCUGCGUCUGGGGCCCUUGGAGAUGGCACUGGGCUGCAGUCCCCGCUCAGGCUGGGCGUCGGGGAGAGGGGGAGGGCUGGCGUGGGGUGUCUGAGGGGCUCGGGCCGCCCCCUUCCUCUCCUCCCCCAGGGCCUUCCUCUUGGUUGGGCGCACACACAGUGGCAUUUGGCUUCAUCGUUGGUUUUGCUCCGCAGGCUCCUGCUGCCUAGAGCAGAAUGUCAGAGUUGAAAGCAUCUUGGAGAGGGCAGCUUGCCACAGUUCCCCAGGCCCAACCUCAGCCCUCAAGGCCUCCUGCCUCCGGCACCCACUCUCUGGUGUCCUUGGGAAAUCAUCCCAGUUCAUGUCUCAGUUUGCACAUCUGUAAGUUGGGGAUAGAGACCAGAGACUCCUCCUCCUUCUCCCUGGGAUACGGUGAGGAUUUGCCUGGGCGGGAUGACACCACUUGUCCAAAAAGCUUUGGCUGAGAACUUGCUGUGUACCACCUGCUGUGCUGUGUUCCACUGUGGGAAGAGCCAGAGGUGAGGACCCUGGGCCCAGACAUGUGGGCGCUGAUACCUGUGUGUGACCGGUGCCUACACAGAGGGCUGUGGGCUAUGCAGUAGUGAUAACCUGUAAAAUGCUCUGGGACCAAAGGUGACUGGCUUCACCCAGGGGACGCUGAUGGCUUUGGACCCAGUCCUGAGAAUGAAGAGGAAGCCUGUGCAGGGAUGUUUUCAAGGAGAGGUUUCUGUAGAGGAGGCUCUAAUACACUUUAUGGAGGACUUGGUGUCAGGGGGAAGGGACAUCUAAGAUUUUAAAUGAGAAGCACAUGGUGAUCUCAGAACUGAGGCACAAGGAGGGUAGAUAGAAGAGCAGGAGCUUUGGGGUAAUCUGGAUGAGAUUGAAAAUGAGGUGAUUGAAAACGAGGCCCCAGCUAAGAUGCUUGACCAAGAUUGUGCAGUGACAACCAGGAAAGCCAGGACUUGUCCCCAGGACCUCUGAUUGCAAGUUGUUGCCUUGAGUUGGAGGCCUUGGCCGCUGUUCAGCAGAUGAGGAACCGGAGGAUCGCCUGAGCUUGCUCCAAAUCACAGGAGUGCUUGGUGGGACAGCAGUCGAAGCCAGGGCGCUGUUUUGAUUCUGGACCCCCAUGACCUACGGCUGAAAAAUGGAAAAUGGAGCUGGGAGGAUUUGGGCAUUGUCUAGGAGCCAUGUGAAAAGAGCCUGGACAGUGGCAUCUAGGGGGACAGGCACCUGAGGGCACACAGAGGGAAGAUGCUGGGGGCUCUUAGAGGACCUCUGCUCCCAGAGCCCUCCCUUCAGGCCCAGGCCUGUGCUAAGGGCUGGAGACCUGUCCCUCCCUGCCCUUUGCCUGCCCCCCCCCAGUGGUUAUUGCAAUGCAGACACAUAUUUGGUGGCAGAGAAUAAGAUUAAAUAGGGUGCUGGGGCAUCUGGAGCAGUCCACCCAAAUGCCCUGCACCUAAGGAUCUCAUGUGUAAAUGGGUUAAUAUCUGCCAGUGCUGGGAAGGGGCUGAGAGGACUCCUCAAAGCCCUGGCCAGAUCUGGGGUAGGCCACUGGAGGGUCCCUCCUAGCCCCAGUGGGGGGGUGGGGGUUGUGGCGGACAGGGCCAGGCACAGCACCAGACCUGACCUUGAUCUCUUUGUUUCUGUGAACAGAUUCAAAGCAGGUACAACCUCUUGACCCAGGAGGUGCAGGGCACAUCUGGGCACAGAGACUAGGAAUCGAGUCCCACAGGGGCCUGACUGACGCUGUACCCUGGCAUGAGGACAUGCCCCCUAAGAAGACUGACCUCAGGAGGUGCCCUGCAGUGACUAGGAGAAGUUACCCGAUGGAGCCUGGGAUUAGAGGCUGAUUCCUGAUUCCAAGUCCUGAUGGAAAAACUCCCCAGGCCCAGUGGGAGUCACAGCUGGGCAGGGCUCCUCCACAUGCCUGGCCACAGACCCCAACUCUCAUGUGGCAGCAGCAGGGACAGCACCUGAGUGGAGAACCGGCUUCUCUGCUCCUGCCUGGUCCACCCUUGGCUAACAUUCAAAGACAGGAAGUGACUAUCCUAAGCCAACACAGCAAGUUGGUGUCAGAUCUGGUUCUAGAGGCAAAUCCUCCCACCACAAGUGAGCCGCAUGUGCAGGCUUCAUUUUCCUUUUGGAGCUAGAAAGGUCUUUAAUACCUUGGGGUCAUUCAGCUCUUUGAAAAUCUACUGAAGGCUAUGGACCUCAUCCCCAGGAGAACAAACAAACUCAGUCACACUCAAAAAGUCCAAGCAAUUUCAGGAGCCUCUGGACUCGACUAAGAACCUCAGCCUGGGGUCUUCACCUGCCACCCUUUCCUCACAGAGCCCCUGAGUCAAGGCCACCCUAUAAAUUGCAUUUCUCCCUCUAGCCUCCUUCCCUUGUUGGGGAAUAAAGAAUUCUGAGGUGGAAA
Molecule: messenger RNA, 3935 nt
Organism: Heterocephalus glaber (naked mole-rat)
Lineage: Eukaryota; Metazoa; Chordata; Mammalia; Rodentia; Bathyergidae
Source: RefSeq, a predicted model, not a curated record